This is a messenger RNA of Lineus longissimus, 1273 nucleotides long. RefSeq lists its product as uncharacterized. The transcript is spliced from 4 exons. The record is from RefSeq and is a predicted model, not a curated record. NCBI's taxonomy places the organism in Eukaryota, Metazoa, Nemertea, Pilidiophora, Heteronemertea, Lineidae. The coding region runs from base 78 to 425 and encodes 115 amino acids.
UGUUGUUUUUUCAGUUUCGUUUUGUUUCUGUCAAAUUCCAGAGCAUAACUUCAUGCUAUAUCUCAAAUUUCGCCACAAUGGCAUCUACUUCUAAUGAACCGAUUAGUCCGAAUUAUAGUGUGAAUCAACAUGCGAAAGAUGGAUUUGUGCAAGUGACAGUCAAAAUUCCAGACUUGAAGACAAAAAAGAAAGGCUUGGUUGGUGGAAAAAGAAUUGUUGAUGCAAAAUUCUGCAGCCUCGAAAUAGUAUUUGGAGACAUGGCGUUAGACCUGAGUGCUGAAAUCCUCAAGGGGACAAAAGCUGGCACGAAGUACGAACUCUCCAUUGAAAAAGAGGACCUUAAUGUCACCGAUGUACGGCCAGAGCCUGCUAGUAAAUACGAGGUGGAGGACAACAUUGUUCGAAUAUUUGUGAAGAAAUGUUAGACUGGACUUGAUCGGAUAUGAUAUUUGUGUGGCAAUAUCAGGGGUGUAUCUUUAUGGUGCUGACACCAUCUGUGCUGUGCAGAGCUGUCUAAAUACUGUCAUCUCGGAUUUUUUAACAAAGGAUGUGGUGGCCGCUGUUUCAAAGACGGCUUGUGAUAACACAACUUUACCAACCCGUAAUCGAAAUUCAGCUGACGAAUCCCUUGAUUCAUUAUGGACUUAUUUUAUGUAGCAGUAGACUGUAAAUUCACAUAUCUUUUUCUAUCAUCAUUUUAUAAUGCAGAUUGCAAACGGUCUGUUCUUAAAAGUGGUUGGUCCGAGAAUAUCUAAUUUUUGUCCACUUUACAUUAGCCAGGGAAUCAAGUUAGUAAUUAAAGGGAGACCUUAGGUAGGAGCCAGUUGGGUCUGAUUAGAUUGCACAGAGUUGCCAGUCUUUCCUAUUACAUGAUGUAUAGAAACUAUUGAUGCUUGUACAGAGAAUAUAUUCAUCGCUGUACAAAACUCGGUCCAUUCAUUAAGUGUGCAUAUUAGCAGAAACAGAUGGUGAGCAAUCACUAAUUUGACCCCCUAGCUCUUGCCUAUAGUCCCUUUAACGGUCCUCACAGUUCUGUCUCUAUUAGGGAAGGGUAGAACAUCUUUUCAGAUUAUCAUCUGCCAAAACUUGCUUGUCCUCGAAGGGAUGGUUUUCCUUCACAACACGGCAGUGUGGAUCCACAGUCUACAGGAUAGUUAUUUUAAGAGACAUAUCUGUAGUUCUGUUUGAUUUGCUUCUUAUUUAUGAUUCUGGGGAGGUUAAGGUCUCCCUAAAUGAAAUUGUUAAUUUAUUUAAAUAAAAUAAACCUGCUUUA